Molecule: messenger RNA, 378 nt
Organism: Dovyalis caffra
Lineage: Eukaryota; Viridiplantae; Streptophyta; Magnoliopsida; Malpighiales; Salicaceae
Source: the annotation of a GenBank genome assembly
AUGAGAAUCGAGAAAGUGAAGGGUAACGGUGAAAGUGUCCCCAUUUUAGGGGAGAAAGAGAGAGAUAGAGGUGUGAAUUUGACACGUGUAGACGUGGUAAUUUUAACAGGGAGGGUAAAUUUUUACUCUUUCUUCGCACGCCAGGUUCGUGGCGGGAGAUGCACUUCGUCUCGCUACUCCCCCUCCUUCUGCUUCUCCUUCGUGUCACAUUCUGUCUUAACACUUAAGCAGACUCGCAGAGGGUUCCUAAGCCACUACUUAGCAAAUGGUAUUUGUCCCAUAGUUAGUGGUGAGACCAUGGUGCAAGCCAAAAGCUGCAAGAUGCCGAAGGAAUCCUUCGCUGCUAAGUUCUCAGAGGUCAAAGGCAUCCCGUCCUAA